Cavia porcellus (domestic guinea pig) is the source of this 1196-nucleotide messenger RNA. RefSeq names its product peptidylprolyl isomerase C (gene Ppic). NCBI's taxonomy places the organism in Eukaryota, Metazoa, Chordata, Mammalia, Rodentia, Caviidae. The coding region runs from base 41 to 676 and encodes 211 amino acids. The transcript is spliced from 5 exons. Gene Ontology annotation, molecular function: peptidyl-prolyl cis-trans isomerase activity. The record is from RefSeq and is a predicted model, not a curated record. Gene Ontology annotation, biological process: protein folding; protein peptidyl-prolyl isomerization.
AGCGCGCAGGCGCAGUCCGCGGCUAGCGCCUCCGCCGACCAUGGCUGCAGGCUCCCGGGUGCUCCCGCUGGUGCUCUGCCUGGGGCUCGGCGCGCUGGGAUUCGCGUCGGGGACCUCGGGCGUCCGCCGGCGAGGUCCUUUGGUGACGGCCAAGGUCUUCUUUGAUGUGAAGAUUGGAGACAAAGACGUGGGCAGAAUUGUGAUUGGCCUCUUUGGAAAAGUUGUACCCAAGACUGUGGAAAAUUUCAUCGCUCUAGCAACAGGAGAGAAAGGCUAUGGAUACAAGGGAAGCAGCUUUCACCGUGUCAUCAAGGACUUCAUGAUCCAAGGAGGGGACUUCACCGCGGGAGACGGCACUGGCGGUGUGAGCAUUUACGGCGAGACGUUCCCGGACGAGAACUUCAGGCUGAAGCACUACGGCAUCGGGUGGGUCAGCAUGGCCAAUGCGGGGCCGGACACCAAUGGCUCCCAGUUCUUUAUCACCCUGACCAAGCCCACCUGGCUGGAUGGCAAGCAUGUGGUGUUCGGAAAAGUCCUUGAUGGGAUGACAGUGGUGCACUCCAUAGAGCUCCAAGCAACUGAUGGGCAUGACCGGCCGCUCACCAACUGCUCCAUCCACAACAGUGGCAAGAUAGAUGUAAAAACACCCUUUGUGGUUGAGGUCGCUGACUGGUGACACAAUGACAGCAAACCAGAUACUCGGCAGGGUUUGUCUCUGUGUAUAGACAGGACUGUGCCUUUUAAUUCUUCAAUUACUGUUUUUCUUCUUCCUUCUUUUUUUUCUUAUUUUUUAACUUUCUUUUAAUUUCCCACUCUAGUUGACAAGGGAUUUAAAAAUCAAUCACUCGAUAUUUACUUUGCAUGAAUUUUGGUAAAUCACUUGUUUAGGGACUUUAAACUGAAAAAAAGACAAACCCCUUCUACUAUUGGUGCUAUUUUUAAAUUUGAAAAUUUUGUGGUGACUAUUUACUUUUUAAGAACAGUCAUUUCUUUGUUUAAUAGGUUUAUUCCACAUUGAAUGAAGCUAAAGUUUGUUGUUUUUAAAGAUUAGGGCCUGAAGUUUAUUGUUUUGUAUUCAAACAGUUCUUUUCAAGUAAAGAGAGAUUGGAUUUAUUUAAUUGGAUAUAUGUCAUAGAUACUUUUCCUGACAAAAGGUGCUUUGAUGUUCUCUAUAUUAAAUAUUUUUAUGUGGCUGA